CACCAUUAACAUCACCUUGCCCUUGUGGAUAUGGAUAAAGUUCUCAAAGCUGACAGAAGAUUGAAACCACUUGGAUUAUGUGACGAUGAACCUACCCCGGAAGAGAGAGCCCAGAGAAUUGCCAAAGCUGUCCGCAAACAGUCAACAGAAGUGAAGGAAAAUUGGGAGCAAUUGAAAACCCGUGCGAGCAACUGGCAGAAACAGGUGGAAAAGGCGUUGGAGAAACUUCAAGAACUGCAGAAAGCUCUGGAUGAUCUUGAGGCUCAUGUGAUAACAGCUGAGGGGGUCCACACUGAUUGGCAACCUGUGGGUGACCUGCUUAUUGACUCAUUGCAGGAUCACAUUGAUAAAACCACAGGAAAAAAGCCUUGAAAGUGCCGUUAAUGUUUUGCAUGGCGAGCUGCUGAAUACGAACCAGUCUCACACCAUUACCAUCACCUUGCCCUUGUGAAAGCAGAUAUGGAUAAAGUUUUCCAAGCUGAUAGAAAAUUGAAAGCACUCACAUCCUGUGACGAUGAUUCUGAUGUUGGUUCCUGGAAAGCCUCCAUUGUUGGAGGACGAGAAGCCGUAUCCAAUUGAAGCAGCACAGGCUUCUGCGAUGACUGUGGAAAC
This is a messenger RNA of Stegostoma tigrinum, 612 nucleotides long. Its product is annotated as utrophin-like. Gene Ontology annotation, cellular component: plasma membrane. The record is from RefSeq and is a predicted model, not a curated record. Gene Ontology annotation, biological process: synaptic signaling. Lineage: Eukaryota; Metazoa; Chordata; Chondrichthyes; Orectolobiformes; Stegostomatidae. The transcript has 4 exons. Bases 31 to 372 code for a protein of 113 amino acids.